ACGAUGAGUCACAGUCUCCUCAUCUUUUCCGGGUGACUAGGAUGUUGUGAUUUAGCAGUAGGCUAACGAGCUCAUAACAGAGUUUUUACAAAAUUCCUGGUUAUGUUCGUUGCUUAAAACUACAAAUGUCUGCGUCGUCUGAACCGGGAAUAUCAAAAGUUAGGGAUCUGAAUCCAGCGACGCUCUCGACGAGCAAAGCACAGACAGCGGCGGCGUUAGUUGCUCAAGCCCGUAGCAAGAAGCGAGCCGUCAGUCCCGCAAUCCACACCAUACCACAGCCAAAUAAUAACAUCAGCAAAAAGAAAAAAACACAACCUCCAUCGUCAGCUACUCAAACUCAGGUUGCUCCAGUGGAGGGGACUUCUGAAGGAAAACCAGCAGCAGCUGUUGAUAUAGAGAAUACUACAAAGUGUCUGCCUUUUAAAAACCCUAACUUUGUGCAUUCAGGUAUUGGUGGAGCUGCAGCAGGCAAGAAGAAUAGGACGUGGAAGAAUCUGAAGCAGAUUUUAGUAGCGGAGAAAGCGCUGCCCUGGAAAAUAUCUGAUCCUAACUACUGCAGCAUAGAUGCACCUCCUUCUAUGAAACCUGCUAAAAAGUACUCAGACAUCUCAGGUCUUCCGGCAAACUACACUGACCCUCAGACUAAACUGCGCUUCGCAUCAAAGGAGGAGUUUUCCUACAUCCGUCAGUUGCCCACAGACGUGGUGACUGGAUACCUGACUCUCCGUAAAGCCACCUGCAUCGUUCCUUGAGAGAGAACCCCAAAAUAAAGAGGGUUGACUCUCUUUUCCAGGCAGAGACUUUCAGUGGAUUAUUUAAAAUGAACUACUUUUAUUAUUAUUUUUCUAACACUGUUUUUCACACAACAAUUGUCUAUAUUUGUACCUGUAUUGUGAACCAAAUAUGAUACAAUCCAAAUGCACAAAACUCCUUAAUCCUAAGAUCUUAAAUGGAUCCAAAUACUGGUGUGGACUAUAACCAGUAACCCAGUGUAAAUUAGAUUAUAAAUAGAGACAAGUCUCUAGAAAAGGAGCAAUUUCUGUUGUCAACCUCAUGAAACCCCUUAUUAGAACAGUUCACAAUGUGGUCAAUGAAUAAAGUAAUUCAUUUAACAAUCAAA
Molecule: messenger RNA, 1120 nt
Organism: Pimephales promelas (fathead minnow)
Lineage: Eukaryota; Metazoa; Chordata; Actinopteri; Cypriniformes; Leuciscidae
Gene: ino80c
Product: INO80 complex subunit C
Biological process (GO): chromatin remodeling
Cellular component (GO): Ino80 complex
Source: RefSeq, a predicted model, not a curated record